GCGCGAGCAUGGCGGGCUGGUGGCGGGUGCUGCCGCGCGCGGCCCAGCGCUACCCGUGGCCCACCAACGUGCUGCUCUACACCGGGCUCUACUCGGCCGGCGACGCGCUGCAGCAGCGGCUGCGGGGCGGCCCGGCGGACUGGCGCCAGACGCGGUGCGUGGCCACCGUGGCCGUGACCUUCCACGCCAACUUCAACUACGUGUGGCUGCGCCUGCUGGAGCGCGCGCUGCCGGGCCGCGCGCCGGGCGCCGUCCUGGCCAAGGUGCUGUGCGACCAGGCGCUCGGCGGGCCCAUCGCGCUCUCGGCCUUCUACGUCGGUAUGAACAUUGCCCAGGGAAAGGAUGAUAUAUUUUUGGACCUGAAACAGAAAUUCUGGAAUACAUACAAGACUGGUCUGAUGUACUGGCCUUUUGUACAGCUGACCAACUUCAGCCUUGUUCCUGUUCACUGGAGAACAGCUUACACGGGACUCUGUGGUUUUCUCUGGGCCACCUUCCUUUGCUUUUCCCAGCAGAGUGGUGACGGUACAUUGAAGUCAGUGUUCACCUUCCUUCGUAAAAAGGAGGCCAGCACAGUUGAAAGGCCCCCAGAGAAAUGAGAAGUCAAGGACUCUCUUUAGUGACUAAAUUUUUGUUCCAAAAUGCACUGGAUUGCCUGUAGAGAAAAUACUUGACUUACCAGUUAUGUGCUUCCUUUUGAAGAAUUACUAUUCUGUAGACCCACUUGUUUUCUAAUUAUCAAUGAUUAUUUUGAAUUGUACUCAAACCUUUUUUUCCCCCCAUUCUAGUCUGAAAGUCUUCUCUAAUAUAUUCGCUUCUCUAAUAUUUUGGUUAAUGUCAAUAACAGUGGCAAAAAUGGCAUUUUAGAGUUAUUAAUAUUUCUAUUCUAAUAUUUUAAUUCUAGUUUCAGGAACCCCAGUUUUGACCGUUUAUAUCUCUAUUCUAAAAUCUCAGGUUAUCUCCUAAACGCUUUUGGGUCAGAUUAUCUUUUCUACCAGAAAUAGUCCUUAUAGUGAAUUUGUAUUUACAUAAAAUCAAA
Messenger RNA from Propithecus coquereli (Coquerel's sifaka), 1039 nucleotides. It is a transcript of the gene MPV17L, whose product is annotated as MPV17 mitochondrial membrane protein-like. The transcript is spliced from 4 exons. NCBI's taxonomy places the organism in Eukaryota, Metazoa, Chordata, Mammalia, Primates, Indriidae. The record is from RefSeq and is a predicted model, not a curated record. Gene Ontology annotation, cellular component: membrane; cytoplasm. The coding region runs from base 9 to 599 and encodes 196 amino acids.